This is a messenger RNA of Parastagonospora nodorum SN15, 2226 nucleotides long. RefSeq lists its product as hypothetical. The transcript is spliced from 3 exons. NCBI's taxonomy places the organism in Eukaryota, Fungi, Ascomycota, Dothideomycetes, Pleosporales, Phaeosphaeriaceae. Gene Ontology annotation, molecular function: DNA helicase activity; ATP hydrolysis activity. The record is from RefSeq and is a predicted model, not a curated record. Gene Ontology annotation, biological process: DNA repair; telomere maintenance. The coding region runs from base 1 to 2226 and encodes 741 amino acids.
AUGUUCAAGCAAGCUGUGAACAACCACAAUGCUGCUAUUCCUCAACCCGCGCCCACCGCCGCCUCGAAGCAGCAAUCACUAGGAAGCUCAUUCGCACGGACCGGAUCAACACAGAGCAACACGAAUCCGCUGGCGAGUAGCACAAAGCAGAACGGUGCUGGGAAACCUGGGCUAUCGGGACCUCUGGCUCGAGGGUCGUACAACCAAGGGACGAAGAGAACGUCAACUGGCCUAGCGAAGACGUUGGACUUCCACGAAGAUAUCAUCGACUACCCUACGCUCAAUAUAGUAGACUUGGAGAAGGAGAACGAUCUCCCAAUGGCAUAUAGCGCGUCAGCACGAACCAAAAGUGCCGGACUGGCGACUGCUCUGUUCGAUGAGGACGACUUCGACAGCGAUAUCGACCUGGAUGUAGAGGAUCCCGCGACCAAAGGGCGUGCGUUCCUGCCUUGGUCACAGAACCAAAAGGCGGCCAAUACGCAAGAGGCGAAAGAUGAGAUAGACUCGGAAGAAGAAAUCAUACGGCCAAAGAAGAGGCAAACUACCGAAGUCAAGGCAGAAGUCGCCGCGACGCCUAAGCCAAAGUCACAGUAUCUCUGGAAUGCGACAGCAAGCGCCCUGAAAGAACAACAGAAAAACUUGCGAGAACAGAAUAAGAAGCAGACCAAGGAAGCUGAUACCUCCGUGGACGAUCUCCAAGCAGCCGUGAAGAAGAGGAAGAAGAACGCUGUGGCUCGCAUAUUUCUAAGUGAAGAGCAACAGAAUGUGCUCAACCUGGUCACAGAGUACAAGAAGAGCGUGUUCUUUACUGGUUCGGCCGGUACCGGAAAGUCUGUUCUUCUACGAGAGAUUAUCGCAGCUCUACGGAGAAAAUACGUUCGCGAGCCAGACCGAGUCGCAGUCACGGCAUCCACGGGGCUAGCAGCGUGUAAUGUGGGUGGCGUCACGCUGCACAGCUUUUCAGGCAUCGGACUCGGCAAAGAGCCUGCUGAAGACCUGAUCAAGAAGAUCCGAAGAAAUGCCAAAGCCAAGCAAAGGUGGAUGCGCACGAAGGUUCUCAUCAUGGAUGAAGUCUCUAUGGUGGACGGAGAUCUAUUCGACAAGCUCGAGCAGAUUGCGCGGACGAUUCGCAACAAUGGCAGGCCGUUUGGCGGCAUCCAGCUCGUCAUCACCGGCGACUUUUUCCAAUUACCGCCCGUACCAGAAUAUGGCAAAGCCUCAAAGUUUGCCUUCGAUGCUGGCACCUGGACGACUUCGAUCGAACACACUAUCGGCCUCACCCACGUCUUCCGUCAAAAGGAUCCCGUAUUCGCAAAUAUGCUGAACGAGAUGCGUGAGGGAAGGCUAACACCAGACUCGAUUGCGCGGUUCCGGAAACUGGAUCGGGCACUCCCCGCGUCAGACGAGAACAUUGAAGCUACUGAGCUGUUCCCUACCCGACAAGAGGUGGACCGUGCGAAUAACCUUCGCAUGCAGCAACUGCAUGGCACCGUUUUCAGUUUCGAGGCAAGAGACGGAGGCACAAUCACAAACAAGGAACAGCGCGACCGGUUACUGCAGAGCUGUAUGGUCCCGGAGGUUGUGCAUCUCAAGAAGGGCGCCCAAGUUAUGCUGGUCAAGAACAUGGACGACACAUUGGUGAACGGCUCGUUAGGCAAGGUGACGGGCUUCAUGACAGAACAGAUGUUCGUGCUCUACAAGGAAGACGAAGAAGCCUUCCUUGAGGGUGGAGCAUCGGAACAGGCCAUGAAGAACGAAAUGGCAAAGUCGACCUUGGGUCUCAACACAGCACAAGUCUUCCCUGUUGUACGAUUUGCUAUCGCUGACGGCACAACACGUGACCUGCUCUGCAAACGAGAAGACUGGAAGAUCGAACUUCCCAACGGCGAAGUGCAAGCAUCUCGGAGUCAGAUCCCGCUCAUUCUUGCGUGGGCGUUGUCUAUUCACAAAGCCCAGGGUCAAACACUGGAGCGUGUCCGUGUCGACCUUGGCCGAGUCUUCGAGAAGGGUCAAGCAUACGUAGCGCUCUCACGUGCAACGAGUAUGGCUGGUCUGCAAAUCUUGCGCUUCGAUCCGCGAAAGGUCAUUGCACACGAAAAGGUGCGCUCGUUCUACAGCAGCUUGAGCCGUGCGGAGCAAGUAGAAGGCAAGGCGAAGAGCAAGACAAUCCUCGGCAAGAUGCAAACCGCAACUGCGAAGAAGAAGGGGGUGGAUAAUGAGGAGUGA